This is a messenger RNA of Punica granatum (pomegranate), 1444 nucleotides long. The record is from RefSeq and is a predicted model, not a curated record. NCBI's taxonomy places the organism in Eukaryota, Viridiplantae, Streptophyta, Magnoliopsida, Myrtales, Lythraceae.
UUUUGGCACUUCUCUCCACAGGCAUUUUAUACUUCUGUGUCUUGUUCCUCUCUUCUUUGUCUGAUCCUUUCCCUCUCUAAACCUAUACUCACUCAGUGUCACGAAUAACACACACACAUCCCUUCUCUCUCUAAAGAAUCCUUUUACAGUGAGAGCUCUACUUUAAUGGCUGCUCCGUUCCUACUUGUCCCCACAUGCUCAUCAGCCGACCAGGAAAUGGCGAGGAACACGGCCCCACCAGCCUCCGAGGCACAGAUAGGCCGACCCGGCUCAGCUCCUAAGCCCGCUGGCAGAGGCAAGAGGGCCACCAAGCCGCCUGCGCAGAAGAGGCCGCCGCAGAGGGGGCUCGGUGUGGCCCAGCUCGAGCGCCUCAGGCAGCAGGAGCAGUGGAAGAGAAUGGGCGAAAUGCCCCAGCAUCUCCGUAGUGACGAAUUUCAGUUCCAGGCCCUUCUGGACCAGCCACCGACAGCUGCACCCCUGGCUGGACCUCCGGUGCAGUACAUGUAUCCCAGGGGGUAUAUGCAUCCCGGUCAGCUUCUCGGUGUGGGACGGGGACUUAUUGGUCAAAGGAUUGGGGACUUCCCGUAUGGGUUGGAUCGAAGCGUUGGGAGUUCAUAUAUGGCCGAGACUGGGGGGAGCGCCGUCGUUUUGGAGCCGCUGAAAGAGCUCUCUUCAAUGCCAAAGCAGUGCAACCCCGACCAUUGUGAUAUCUGCCGUAAGAAAAGGAGCAUCGUCAAUCCGAGGAACAUCGUGGUCUUCGAUCACGGGGUGGGAGAUCAUGUCAACAACUCGGAGCAGGCGAUGAUGAAGGGCCGUGACUUCCUCACAUUGAAUUUGGGGAACAGCUUUGGCUUCGGCGGAAACAGCUUGGGCGGCCGACAAACUACUGAUCAGGAUGUAGAGGUGAAGGGAGUUGGGCGGAAGCUGGGGAAUAAUAUUGCAGUAGGAGCUGCAGGGGCCGGGAGUAGCCUUUUAAUGGAGUAUGAGUUCUUCCCAGGAAAGAGUAACAGUGGCAGGAGCGCUUUUCCCCAGAAACCGUGCUUUCCCACAGAGGAACUUCAUCAUCAUCAAUAUCAUCACCAUCAUCAUCAUCAUCAUCAAGAAGCUGCUUCUGCUUCUGCUGGUUUUGCAGUGAUGAAGAGAUCAGGUGGUGGUGACAGUGGUGAACGUUCUAAGGAUCCGGCCAAUUCCAUUGAUUUAUCCCUCAAGCUUUCUUACUGAUUGCUGAGCAAGAAGACCCCAUUUUGUGCAAUUUCUUUUCACCAUUUGGUGUAAUGCAUGAGAAGACGAACCUCAAACACAGCCUUCGUUUUGCUUUCUUUAUAUAUACAUUCUCUGUGUCUCUGCAGGUUGUGUGUUUGUUUAGGUUAAUGGAUCGGACCUGAUCGAUGAUCUUUAUUUAUUUAUUUAUUUAUCAGAUAGAUCAUUCAGCUGCUGCCUCACC